ACCACGGGAGAAGAUGGGUUAUUUAGCCCAGCACUUAUCACCACCUCAACCCAGCACUUUGUGAGGCGGCAAUCUGCACGCAAAUGCAUUUGUCUCGAAGUUAAUUAUUAGAUGCGAGAUUCUAUUGAAUACUGUGUAGAUAUUUUUUUAAGGCGUUCGAAUGUCAUUAAAAGCUCUUUCUUUAACUUUCAUGCGAGUUGCAGUCGGGUAGAGCCAAGAUAAGCCAAAAAUAUCUUCACCAUUAUCUAACUAUAUUUGAACUCUUAACGACCUUAUAACUGCGUUCGAUAAUAUCCAGAUAAGAACCGUCGGUCAGACAGUGACUCGCAACAGUCGUGUACUUAAAGCCAUGUCUCCUUUAAUAACUGUGUCCGAGGUUAACCAUUUAUCUGAAGACCAGUUCGAGUGGAUGUUUGGUAAUGUGAUAGAACUGUGUACGGAAGCUGCGGCUAAAGCGAAGACGAAACGGCCAUUUGCGAGUGUAGACGAAUUGUGCGAGGCGUUUGCGUCGUAUUUGGAUGAGAUUACUGAAAACGAAAAGUUAGUGGUCUUGAAACUGCACCCUGACCUGGCCGGACGGCUGGCGGCGCGCGGCGAGCUGACGCGCGAGUCCACCGCGGAGCAGCGCGCAGCCGGCCUCGACCGCCUCUCGGCCGAGCAAGCGUCCCUCAUAGGCUACAGAAACGAGAAAUACAAAGCCAAGUUUGGAUUCCCGUUCAUCAUAUGUGCGAGAGAAAACAAGAUUGAUUCCAUAAUAGAAGGCUUACAGCAGCGCUACAACAACGGCCGCGCCCAGGAGAUACAAACAGGCAUCAACGAAGUCAAGAAAAUCUGCAAGCUGAGGAUUCUUGAUAUCGUCAAGCAAGAAUGAAUUAUAGUCACUUUUAAAAACAAAUUUUCUACCUGCUUCAAAUUUUCUAUACUAGGUUACUCAAUCCUUGAUCGAAAAGUGCAAUCACGUGAAAGACAUGGUUAACCCUUUGCCCGGCAAAUAGCAACCUUACUGCUUACCGGCAAGGUUCACAAUGAGUUGUAAUGGCGUUUUUCAUAAACAUGCUUCACAGCUUGUGAAGUUUUACGAAUAAGGGGGUUAGUCUAUGAAUGAGCGUUUAGUUAAGGUGGUUCGAUUUCCAUACAAAAAACGAUUGCGUUUUAUGACGUCAUUAUACACUAUUACUAUAUAAAUAUGUGCGCAUCUAUCUACUUUCGAAUAUUAGUUUGCGCUAAAUUGAUAGAAAAACUAUGUUUCGUACAGAAACCACGCAAAAAACGUUAUUUUGGUGUUACUUUGAUAGAAAAAUAUAACGUUUUUUGCGUGAUUUCUGACAACAUUUCUGAAACAUAGUUUUUCUAUCAAUUUAGCGCAAACUAAUAGUCGAAAGUAGAUAGAUGCGCACAUAUUUAUGUAGUAAUAGUAAUAGUGUGUUAUGACUUCAUAAAACGCAAUUCUUUUUUGUAUGGAAAUCGAACCACCUUAAAAGUAACCUAUUUAAUCCUGUAUGUGUAACUGUCAUACGAUCAUUGCUAUUGUUGUUCAGUUUACGUUAAAGAUUACACUUUUACAUCUUACUCCUUUGUAAAUGCGAAAAAUGUAAGCAUAUCUUUGACGAAUUGACGUCGACUGUACAGAUCAAUCAGAAGAGCUGACAUGAAUGGAACAAAUGAGUGAAUGAAAAAUAAAUGUCUGCGUGUAUAACAUGGAACAAAUGAGUGAAUGAAAAAUAAAUGUCUGCGUGUAUAACAUGGAACAAAUGAGUGAAUGAAAAAUAAAUGUCUGCGUGUAUAACAUUAACCAAUAAAAUGGCGGCUGUGACUGUAUACCGAUACAUGUAUCAUUCAUACAAUGAAAGUUUCGUUCUUCUAUUCUUUUCAACUUUCGCGAAACGACCUGUACUAUUACUAAUUAUAAUACUAUUGA
Molecule: messenger RNA, 1918 nt
Organism: Cydia pomonella (codling moth)
Lineage: Eukaryota; Metazoa; Arthropoda; Insecta; Lepidoptera; Tortricidae
Product: 2-oxo-4-hydroxy-4-carboxy-5-ureidoimidazoline decarboxylase-like
Exons: 3
Coding region: 350-871 (173 amino acids)
Biological process (GO): allantoin metabolic process
Molecular function (GO): carboxy-lyase activity
Source: RefSeq, a predicted model, not a curated record